Messenger RNA from Somion occarium, 1250 nucleotides. The record is from the annotation of a GenBank genome assembly. Lineage: Eukaryota; Fungi; Basidiomycota; Agaricomycetes; Polyporales; Cerrenaceae.
UCGUCUACAAGAGACAGAAAGGCCAUCCGCCGUGUUGGCCAUUCAUACCGCAUACAUCAUGAUAGUAGUGGCUGAGCGCAACAGUUCAUUUGACAGGCUCGAGGAUGGCAGACCGGGGCAGACCUCAACAAUUUGCACAUGGAAGAAGCUUACUUACAUCAAGGUCGACUCGAGAGACAAACUUGGAGAGACGACAUAGACGCUCUAUCAAAUUGGGCAAGUGUCAAAGAAUACCACCGGUUGCCACUGGCCCUAGAACAAAGGGUUGGCCAAUGGUCGCGACAAUGCCUUUAUUUUCCAGACAAAAGGUCAAUGCGUCGGAUGUUGAAUAUCAGAUAAAAGGCCACUCGUCCGCCGUCCUCCUUUCCUCUGCAAUUUCCCAAACAUACCUUCAAGCAGCCUCAAUCCCCUUCAUCGAUUCUCUGCAAGCAACUUCGCGCACGCUCUUACAAUGUCUCCAUCUGCUCUGUUCAAAGCUCCGGUAUACAUCCCUUCAGAGUAUAAUUUCUCUGGCCUCCAGUUCGACGAACUUCCUCACUUGGCCAAACACUACUUGGCAAACGAGAUAGGCAUCACGUCCCCCUCUGAUGCCACCUCCGAAGAACUGGUCAACCGAUAUAUAGAGCUUGCAUCUAAGCUCGUUCGUUGUCUAGAAGGGAACGAUAGGGCCUUGGUGGAAUUAAAGACUGACGCGCGACGAAAGAGCAUCAUUGCACCCCAUGAACCCGAGAUGACUACUUACGGUCGCGAUAUGGCGCGAGUCAAACAAGUACUCGAGGUCCUACUACCAGAGCGACAAUCUAUCUUGGAUGACUUUGUUGUCAAAUGGGACGCAUUGAUCUGGCUAGAGAUGGAAGGUUUAGACGAGAGGACCAGGUUGACUGUCGAACAGCAGAAGCAGCAUCGACAUAACACACUGAUCCCGGUGCUCGAACGAUCGCAAGAGUCUCCCGUGGAAUUAGAUGAACAUGUUCUGUUGCUGGAGAUGCGAGUACGAGACAAUCGUCAUAUUUUGCCGCCCAAGAGGAACAGUUUGCCAAAGGCCGAUACGUUUGGAAACUUCCGAUUCCCAGCCCCACUGAGCUGCGAAGCGUAGGGCUGCUCACAGUCAUUUCCGCAUUACACUUCUUUGCUACACUCUGGACAUUGCUGGAUCGGGACUUUUGACGUCAUGCUAGAUCCCGUUGCGUAUCCUGUACACGUGUAGGGCAAAGAUGAAAGGAAGCAGAAGACGGAAACAUCCUUGGCGU